AAUUCACUCAACAAGCCUCUUGGAAGGCCUUACACAGAAGCUAGCUUAUAUAUAUAGAGAGAGAGAGCCUCUGAUCAGCUUUUUGUGCCAAGUAAUAUUAUCUUGGAUACAUAUAUAUAUAUAAGGGGAAAUCCCAAUGGGGAUUCAUUCCCUUUGUCAAGGGGCUCUCCUCUGUUUCUGGUUGUCCUUGAUUUUGUCUGUGAGCUUCUCCUAUGGUGGUGAUAAUACAGUUCAGGUGGUUGGUUUUGGAGAAUGUGCAGAUUGCAAAGAAAACAAUUUCAGGACUAGGCUUAAAGUGACCAUUGAUUGCAAGUCUGCAAUUGGAGAGUUCAAAACAAGAGGGACUGGAGAGCUUAAUGAAGAAGGAAAGUUCAAAGUCUCUCUUCCCCAGGAGAUUGUCAAAGAUGAAAAAUUGGAGGAGGAAUGCUUUGCACAGCUUCACAGUGCAUCAGCCACCCCGUGUCCGGCCCACGAUGGUAUAGAGGCCACCAAAGUGGUCUUCAAGUCGAAAACCAACGGAAAACUCAUCUUUGGUCUAGCCGGAAAACUGAAAUUCUUGCCGGUGACUUGUAUCUCGUCCUUCCCAUCUCUUACCAAACUCCCAGCUAAGCCCCAAACUUUCCCAUGGAAAAAGCCCUUUCCAAAGUUCUUUGGCCACCAUCUCCCUUUCCCUCCUAAAGUCUUCCCUCCUAUAUACAAAAAGCCACUUCCUCCACCUAUUCCAAUCUACAAAAAGCCACUUCCACCUCCUGUUCCUAUUUAUAAGCAUCCACUUCCUCCUCCUGUUCCUAUUUAUAAGCAUCCGCAUCCUCCUCCUGUUCCUAUUUAUAAGAAGCCACAUCCUCCUCCUGUCCCUAUUUAUAAGAAGCCACAUCCUCCUCCUGUCCCCAUUUAUAAGAAGCCACUUCCUCCUCCUGUCCCAAUCUAUAAGCCAAAGCCAAAGCCUCCUGUUCCAAUCUAUAAGCCAAAGCCAAAGCCUCCUGUCCCUAUCUACAAGCCAAAGCCAAAGCCUCCUCCUGUUCCAGUAUACAAGCCAAAGCCAAAGCCUCCUCCUGUCCCAGUCUACAAACCAAAACCAAAGCCUCCUCCUGUCCCAGUCUAUAAACCAAAACCAAAGCCACCAAUUGUCAAGCCACUUCCACCACCUGUCCCGAUUACGCCAUUCCCAAAGUUCCCUCCAGUGUAUAAGAAGCCUUGUCCACCACUUCCUAAGCUCCCUAAGAUUCCUCCAAAGUACUUCCACCACCCCAAGAUAGGACUCUUGCCUCCUUUGCCACCUUUCAUUCCUCAUCCUUAGGUUACCAUAUAGUGUGUUGUUUCUUUGGAUUCGAAGUCGUAUGAGUGUUGUUAAUUUGAUGUUAUUUAAGAGGGGCUUGGUUUGAAAAUUUAUUAUGGAAAUAAAGUCUUCAAGCUAGAUAGAGAAAGAAAUUGAAGUGAACAUAUAUAUGUUGGAAGGAAGAGAGAGUAUAUCAGUGUUAUGUUCUUAUAUAUGUUUAUGAAUAUUAAUUGAAGGUGGGAUUGUGUGAA
This is a messenger RNA of Cornus florida, 1527 nucleotides long. RefSeq names its product proline-rich protein 4-like. The transcript is spliced from 2 exons. Bases 137 to 1297 code for a protein of 386 amino acids. NCBI's taxonomy places the organism in Eukaryota, Viridiplantae, Streptophyta, Magnoliopsida, Cornales, Cornaceae. The record is from RefSeq and is a predicted model, not a curated record.